CUCCUCUUUAUUUUAAUAAGGGUUUCAAAUCCUUACCUUAAUGGUUUAUAAACUCUCCUUAUAGGACUAAAGCCUUUUAACAUUGAAAAUAUAGGUAUGGACAAAUAAUUAAUGUAAGGAUAUGUAAAUAAAUAAAUAGUACUUUUGAAAAGUUGGUUAUUGUUCAAGGGUGGAGUUUAAAAUUAAGUAAAAUAUUUUUGUAUAGUUUAUUUGUGGGUUCAAUAGAUUAACCUUACUUUAAAUCCCAUAUACGAAUAGACUUAUCAUCACUACAAGAUGCUAAAGACUAACCAUCUGGAGAGAAACAUACAGAAUAGACAUAAUGACUAUGACCAUCAAAUUUUCCUUUUUAUUCUCCUGUCUUUACAUUCCAUAUACGAAUUGAAUUAUCUUAACUACCUCAAAAAUUUCUGA
Paramecium sonneborni is the source of this 414-nucleotide messenger RNA. The record is from the annotation of a GenBank genome assembly. Lineage: Eukaryota; Ciliophora; Oligohymenophorea; Peniculida; Parameciidae.